Molecule: messenger RNA, 2078 nt
Organism: Hyla sarda
Lineage: Eukaryota; Metazoa; Chordata; Amphibia; Anura; Hylidae
Gene: RSRC2
Product: arginine and serine rich coiled-coil 2
Exons: 10
Coding region: 150-1376 (408 amino acids)
Source: RefSeq, a predicted model, not a curated record
GAGGCUGCUUCCUUUGUGUUUCUACAUACGGGUCCCCGCGCCCCGCCCGCGUCGUUCGGUGGACGUUGUUAGCUGUGUGACCGUCGGUGUGGGAGCAGAGUCCCGGGCUCCGUGACAGAAGGCGCGCAGGAUACGCUGCUGUACAUACGAUGGCGUCUAGUGAUCCGGAGCGGGAUGACGGAUCUCCUAGAAGCUUGUCACCAACAUUAGAAAAACGUAUGGAGCAUUGUGACCCAUCAAAGUCACCUAAAGCUUAUAGGCAUUAUUCUAGAUCCCGUUCACGUUCAAGGGAGCAUAAAAGGAAGACUGAUGAUGGGAAGAAGCACAGAAGCAGGAGCAGAAGCAAAGAGGGAAGAAGAUAUGAGUCCAAAGACAAAUCUUCAAAGAAAUACAGAAGUGAUGACUUUGAUAAAGAACACUCAGACAGAGCAAGAGAGAGGCUGAAUUCAUCAGAAAAUGGAGAGGAGAGACACCGACGGAAAGAAAAAAGGUCGUCUAGAGGAAGAAGUCAUUCCAGGUCUCGAUCCCGUGAUAGGCGUCAUCGUAGUAAAAGCCGUGACAGGAGAAAGACCCGAUCAAGGAGCAGAGAUCGGAAGAGACGCCCCCGCUCCCGUUCCAGAUCUAGAUCCAGGCAUCACCAUAGGAGCAAGAGUAGAAGCAGGAGUCGUGAAAAAAAGAAGAGAUUAGACAAACCUAGAAGGCACAGUAGGAGCCGGAGCAGGACACCACCUAGUCCACCUCCAUUUCGAGGAAGAAAUACUGCAAUGGAUGCACAAGAAGCACUGGCUAGAAGAUUGGAGAGGGCAAAAAAACUUCAAGAGCAACGUGAAAAAGAAAUGGUUGAAAAGCAAAAACAACAAGAAAUAGUAGCAGUUGCUGCUGCAGGUGGUGGAUCUGUCCUUAAUGUAGCCGCAUUGUUGGCCUCUGGGACUCAGGUGACUCCUCAGAUAGCUAUGGCAGCUCAAAUGGCUGCGUUACAGGCCAAGGCAUUGGCAGAAACUGGAAUUUCUGUUCCUAGUUAUUAUAAUCCAGCAGCAGUAAAUCCAAUGAGAUUCGCAGAGCAAGAGAAAAAGCGGAAGAUGCUUUGGCAAGGCAAGAAAGAAGGGGACAAAUCACAGUCUGCUGAAAUAUGGGAAAAACUAAAUUUUGGAAACAAGGACCAAAAUGUUAAAUUUAGGAAGCUAAUGGGAAUAAAGAGUGAAGAUGAAGCUGUGACAAGUACUGCGGAAUCAGAAAGUUUCAGAACCUUAAAGCAACAAGAAGAAGUUUUUAGAAACUUGGAUGCUCAAUAUGAAAUGGCAAGAUCACAGACCCAUACGCAAAGGGGCAUGGGCUUGGGCUUCACAUCAUCAAUGCGAGGGAUGGAUACAGUCUAGAGAAAAUAUAAGGAUUAUCCACUUCUUGGAUCUUUUCCAUAGUUCAUGUUCUUGUAACCAAAAAAGCUAGACUUCUAGCUUGCAUGGAUGUUGCAUUGACUUUAACUUAUUAAAAAAAAUCAUUUUUGUAAAUAUCAGUGAUACUGGUGUUAGUGAUAUCAGAUUUUGUCUUUUUCCAUGAAAUGACAAUAGUGGGUUAUUUGUUUUACCAUUUGGACAUCGAAGUGAACAUAACGCUUUGUUCCUGCUGUGUGACUCCUAAAGCAGGUCUGAUAUCAUUGCUAAAUGUACACAAAUGUUGUGAAAAUUUCCACAAACAAAAUUUGUGCCAGAAUAAUUCUGGAUGUUGAUAAAAAUGUUUAUUACUCUGUUUUAGGUAUGUUUACAUUUUGUUUAGAUGUCUCCUGUCAGAUAGCACAUAUGUUUCAAUAUGCUUUUGUUCUAUACACUUGUAAAUCUAAACUUUAAAAAAAAAGGCCUUCAUAAGAGCUGGGUUUUUUGUUUUUUUUUAUAUACACAGACGAUACAUCCUUUAUAUCAUAUUUGUGUUUUAGGUUAAUCUUGUUGAGUUAACAAAGACCCUGGCUUGCUAAGGUGCUUGUCACUAAUUGAAAUAAUUUCUGCCCAUGCAUUCUGUUGCUUGAGUAUUCUACUCCUUAAACAAGCAAAAAAGAGUGUUGGAGAAUAAACAUAUCAAAAUCU